AUGUCAUACCGAUACCUCAAACGAGACGCCUCACGUUGGCAAAACCUUCCUGUCGAUGCGGCCUCGGAGCCUAAUUUUGACAAUACUCAAUUCAACCUGCUCCUCUACAUCAAAGGCCUGAAACCUUCCCCAGAGGGCGUAGUAUGGGACGGCCUGAUCCGCGCCAUCAAUGAUCUUCCCCCAGCUCACCGCACCCGCAACCUCCAUGCGCUCCGCGAGGGUCUGCUAGCCUCAGCCAGCAAUGUCACCGGUAUCAUCGGGAGGGACUACAAGUACGACCAGGAAGUAGACCUUGCCACUUCUGUGAACCUGAGGGGCAACAACCAUGCAGCAGAGCACAUGCAAGAAAUGGGCCAGUUGAUCAAGCUGGCACGGACUGCGUUCCCCGAUCCAAACGACCUGGACGAAAAUCCCGUCGAAUUAUUCACCAGUAACUUGCGAGCGGGGAGCGCCGGCUUGUCUGAAAUCUCUUACACACACCUGUUCACGUGGGCUCGGUGCUGGGCUGAAGUGCGGUAUCGGUUUCUGAACCAUUGCCUGCGCGACGACCCCCUUGAGCAUGCGAGCAUGAGGCCAAAGGACAUCAAUGACAAAGGCAAUGACGCUAACGCGCUGGUGCACGAGAGCAGAAUCGAAGACGACUGCUGGCUGGUCCAGUUCAACAAACAGGGCGGCAUAGGGUUCUCAAAUCCAGACCGGACUUUUUUCAAGAAGCUGUACCUGCUCGAACCCGAGGAGGCCCAGCACUUGUCCGAUAUGGCCAAGCAGAACUCAGGUUAUCGAACUGGGUUGCAGCCUGUCUUUAAUUGGAGCAUCCAAUUCAUCAACGAAUACUUCAAAUGGCGAACGAAAUUACUAGAAGCUGUGAGAAAACACAUCUUCAAUCAGCCCGCGGUUCGUGGUGCUUGGGCGGUGCCCAAUAAGGAUGCCGCAACUUCGAAUCAAUGGAGGCUAUUCAUGACGUCGGGCUUUGAUCCUGUCCACAGAGCCUACAAAACCGGCUUUCUCCCCGCACUGAAGCAGCUCAUGGCCGACGCGGACAGCGAGGACGCAUUCUACGAGACUAGCUACGACGCCUGCAUGAACGCCGCGACGGCUCUGAUAAAUGAGGUACGCAACACGCCGGCAAACACAUACGCCACACCAGCCCUCGGGGCACUCGAUGUUGACGGCGCCGCGACCUACUACCGGUACGAAGCGACCGGGAUCGCCGUUGCCGAACCCGCCAGCAUCUCAGGUGCCCAAAACUACCUAGCCGAUGAGCGAAGGACCGAUUGGGGUGUAGGAGUGUGCGUAUAUCUUCACGCGAUGUAG
Messenger RNA from Anthostomella pinea, 1314 nucleotides. The record is from the annotation of a GenBank genome assembly. NCBI's taxonomy places the organism in Eukaryota, Fungi, Ascomycota, Sordariomycetes, Xylariales, Xylariaceae.